Molecule: messenger RNA, 1185 nt
Organism: Panicum virgatum (switchgrass)
Lineage: Eukaryota; Viridiplantae; Streptophyta; Magnoliopsida; Poales; Poaceae
Product: probable E3 ubiquitin-protein ligase RNF217
Exons: 2
Coding region: 71-1051 (326 amino acids)
Biological process (GO): ubiquitin-dependent protein catabolic process; protein polyubiquitination; positive regulation of proteasomal ubiquitin-dependent protein catabolic process
Cellular component (GO): cytoplasm; ubiquitin ligase complex
Molecular function (GO): ubiquitin conjugating enzyme binding; ubiquitin protein ligase activity; zinc ion binding
Source: RefSeq, a predicted model, not a curated record
UCCUCCGCUGAAGGAGCUCCUUCUCGGCUGCUCCUAGCGGCUGCGCCUUAGCUUCCGCUUCUCCCACAAAAUGGCAGCCGGAUCUUCCAGCGACGGCGGCCUCAUCGCCGGCGUCGACGACUUCUACUUCUCCGUCCUCGCCCACGGGCGAAACGACGACGACACCGUCAAAGACGAGCUCUUCCCGAUAUCCGACAAGAAGUACGCCGCGGAGCUCCAGCUGCAGGAAGUGAUCAUGUCCUCCGCCGUCGCGACGAUCCCGCCACGUUGCGGCAGCCCGGCCGCAGCUGCCUCUAGCAACAACGCCGCAGCAGAAGCGGCGGCGUCGGUUCACGGCAAAGGUGAGUGCUCCUACGCCUCGUCGUCCCGGCCGUCGACCCCGCCCCUUGCCUUCGCCGCCGCCGCAGCCGCGGCGUCGCUCGUCUUCUGCAAGAUCUGCAUGGACGCGGUGCCGCCCUCGGACGCGCACCGCGCCAGCCGCGGCUGCGCGCACGCCUUCUGCGGCGGCUGCCUCGCGCGCUACGUCGGCGCAAAGAUCCAGGACCGGAUUGCCGGCGUCGUGUGCCCCGAGCAGCGCUGCGGCGGCGCGCUGGACCCGGAGCUCUGCCAGGGCAUCCUGCCCCGGGAGGUCUUCGAGCGCUGGGGCGCCGCGCUCUGCGAGUCCAUGCUGCUGGGCGCCAAGAAGACCUACUGCCCCUUCCAGGACUGCUCCGCGAUGCUGCUGGUGGACGAAGGCGGCGGCGACGACGUCGCGGAGUCGGAGUGCCCGAGCUGCAGGAGGCUCUUCUGCGCGCGGUGCGCCGUGGCGCCGUGGCACGCCGGCGUGACCUGCGCCGAGUACAAGGGGCUCCGGAAGGAGGACAGGGGCAAGGAGGACAUGCUGCUGCUCGAGAUGGCCAAGGGGAGGAAGUGGAAGCGGUGCCCCAAGUGUGAGUUCUUCGUGGAGAAACGCGAUGGUUGCCUGCACAUCACCUGCAGGUGUGGCUUCCACUUUUGCUAUGGAUGCGGCGGCCAGUGGGGGACUUCUCAUUCUAGUUGCAGCACAGCGUGAGAUGUGAUGGAAGCGAUCUGGGAUAAAAGCUAGUAUAUUCUGAACAAGAAAUAGUCUUUCAGUAUUUAUCACGUUUUUUGGGUUUGCAUGACUGAUAAAAUCUUCUGAAGCUAAAUGUCUUCGAACUGGGAGAA